Molecule: messenger RNA, 492 nt
Organism: Laccaria bicolor S238N-H82
Lineage: Eukaryota; Fungi; Basidiomycota; Agaricomycetes; Agaricales; Hydnangiaceae
Exons: 5
Coding region: 1-492 (163 amino acids)
Source: RefSeq, a predicted model, not a curated record
AUGACUGACAAAGUGUGGAUGGGGUCAAGCACUGCCAACAACACACUCGGACACGUUGACUGCCCACAUUCCCCACACCAGCCACGCAUGGGUCGACGCCAACUAGCUGCGACGUCAACACCACCCGACCAACUCCGGCAUCAUGUACGACGUUCCCUCGCCUGCCACGUGGAGCUCUCUUGCUUGACUUCUUCACCACUGGCCAUCACCUCCACCACCAAUCAACGAAGGGGGCAUAUGAGAUCACAACGACUUGAGAGUAUCACAAUAGCAGGGAAGGGAGUUAUGGCCAGAGCGGUCAGCUGGAAAUUGGCUGGACCUGACAGAAAUACUACUAGUAGUCGGUGGACUCCGAAGUCCAAGCCAAUUAUGAAAUACAUUGAACACACCACCGUGACAUCUCAGUCCAGUCAUCGAAAUUCCGGUAACUCAGGGGUUGACACGCCUCUGAUCUUACCAAGCCAGCUCCGCUUGGUGGGCUUCGCUGCCUGA